AUGGUAAUGGAUGAGAGUAAACAGUCAAUAGCUCUCUUAAGAUUGAAGAUUACCGAUUAUCAUAUGGAAUCUGAUAAAAAAUUUUUGUACUCAACUAGUUGUUUUGAACCAGUAAUAUCUCAAAGAACACAAUGUGACGGUUCAGGUAGUUGUGGUACAGGAGUAUGCGGAGGAAUACAACCAAGUGAUAUUGAUUGUAAAGGUUUGUUACGAGAUUAUGCGGCAACACACUAUCCUGGAAAUAGUUAUUGUACUUCAACUCACACUAACUUUGAUUGUGGUUGUUAUAUAAAACCUCUUAAUACUAUUUGUGAUUAUCAUCGUGUUGCAUUAUCACCACGUCCACCAUAUUAUGAUGUUCAUGAAAUAACAAAUGUCCAAGUUAAAUAUAAUGUUGAAUUAUUUCUUGAUGAUAAAAAAUUGUCAGUGGGUACCAGUGAUUCUUCACAAAUUAAAUACUCCUUUGAUGGAAGUUUUGUUCCAGAUUUGACUUUGAAAUCAAGAAAAUUGGUUCAAAUGGGUAAUGAUUUUUAUGAUUUAUCAGGUGCAGCCGAUAGAGGGGGUGGAGUACCAGGUCAAUUUGGUGACUUCCAAGGAACAUCAAUUAAUGAUUUAAAAAAUUCAAUUCAUUCAAAUAUAAAAUUUGCACAUGGUAUAAUUUCAAAUGUUAAUUCAGUUAGAAACGGCCAUAAAGUUUCAAUUAAGGCUGACAUUAGCAAACCUGGUUGUAACGUUUUACCUAAUGGUGGUGUAAAAUUUCCAACAAGAAUUGGUGAUUUAUUAUAUUCUGCUGAUAAAGAUGGUGUUUUAUAUGGUUAUCCCUCACAACAUUCUCCAAUCAACAUUUAUUUAACUAUUCCAAAUAAAAAUAUAAUUUCAUUUACAAAGAUUAUUAAAGAAGUUUGUCCUAUUGCCCAAAAUUUAAUAUUAAAAGAAAGUUGCAAAAACUGUUUAUCAGAAGCCUCAUUUUUUUUUUUUACAUAUUAA
Messenger RNA from Dictyostelium discoideum AX4, 987 nucleotides. RefSeq lists its product as hypothetical. The record is from RefSeq and is a predicted model, not a curated record. The transcript is spliced from 2 exons. Bases 1 to 987 code for a protein of 328 amino acids. NCBI's taxonomy places the organism in Eukaryota, Evosea, Eumycetozoa, Dictyosteliales, Dictyosteliaceae.